UUACACUUCCGUUUAACCUGAAACGCGUCGGUACAGUUUGUUGCUGCUCCACCUCUGUGGUAAUUUCUAGCAAAGGGUACGCCAGAACACCGUAAUGGCUAGUUUAAACACCGACGCAGUCUGUCGGCGUGACUAGUAGGAUCAUUACGGUAAAUGUAGGUUGCGGAGCCUGUGUGUGUCCGACAGACCGGGAGUUCCUCUGGAAGACACUGCGCCGAACAGGUCUCGGAUGUUAUCCUUUCUUGUGAGCCUCGAACAACAUUUCAUCUAGCCAGGUGCAACAAAAGGGCCUGUCGCGCUUGGCUUUCUCUAUUCUUCUGACAAUCUUGACGUCAGUCUUUUGAUAGUGGGAAAGAUAGUUUCUCUGGAUCCAGCCUGACUCCUAUUCCAAAGUUCCAUCCCACCUAAUCAGAAGGAGAGACCCCAACCCUUGCUAAACCUCUUCGGCUGCUAGCUAGCAUCAGCAUGGCAGACAGUCGACAGCCAGAAGACGGUUCCCCUCAGUGGGACCCAUCAGGGGGGCAGGAGCCUGGUGGCACCCAUGGAGCCAAUGGCUACUCCUCCUCAGCCUACAGGACCUGCCAGCCUGGCGGGACCCACGUGGCCACAGCCCCCUAUUCUGCCAGGGAGAACGGCUUCAACGGGGAACUAACUGGAGCUCACGCUAUAACUGCAGAGCAAGUGUCAGCCCGGAUUGUACAGGAAGUGACAGCAGAGGCAGUGGCAGUACUGAAGGGAGAGCAGGAGACUCAAAGACUGCCAUCAGUUGAAGACACCACCAAUUUGCCUCCCUCGCCUCCCCCCUCACCUGCUGCAGAGCACUUUGGACCUCUAGAACAAGAUGUAGGGGAUGAGGAGGAGGCGGGCCCUCUCCGCCGCUUCCAAAAUUCUCGUGAGAGGUGCAAGUUCCUCGCCCCCUCCAUCUCAGUUUCCGUGCCCGAGGACGACCCCUACCACUCCGAAGAGGAGUACUAUGAGCACCCAUUGUUCAGCCCAGAGUGGACGCACUCGGGCUCUCGCCCCACAGGGCAAGCCGUGGCCUUUAGACAGAUUGAAGCUUUGAAGAUGGAGACAGACAAGCAGGACAGUGGAUCCAUGAGCCCUGACAGCAUUGGAUCAGAGAAACGCCCAGAGGAGUUUUAUGAGCCCCAGAUCCAAGGGUUCUUUGCUGGUGAACGAGUUGUACCAGAGAGUCCCACCAUAGAUAUGCCAUCCUUUGUACCCCCAGAUGUUCAAAGUCAAGCCAAGGAACCCGUCAGAUCGCUCACACUUCAGCCUACAUAUGGCGAGCCGAUUACAGUGUCAGAGAAGCAGCCAUCAGUGGAGGUGGUAGAGUUCAGCAGCAUCAGCUCUCCUGCUGAUUUCACAUCAGUGGGAGCCAAAGUUCAAGGAGGAGACUCAACAAGUGACACAAAAGACAGAUCUGGGAUGUCAGCCUAUUUUGAAACAUCAGCCAUGGAGGUUAGUGAAGGUCCUCACAGUAAAGGUGAGGGUUAUUACGAACUUAGUAGAGCUGGUGAAAAGCAGAGUACUGAUGAUACCAGUUCUCCUGAGAUCAGCUACAGCACACUUGCUGAAGCUCAAGAUAAACCUGAAGCUAAAAAAAGUACAACAGAAGACACUAGGGAAUUUACAGUUCCUGACAGGAGUAAUGACUGCAGGCUUUCCCCAGGUAAACUUGCCUUAGAGCAGAGGAGUUACUCACUUAACAUCACCAUAGGAGCAAUGGAUCAAAGUGGCCAAGGCAGACAAAGAAACUUCUCCCCACUGGCCACAGAUAUCAUGUCAUAUACCAGUGGAAGUUUAGAUGACUCAGCAGACUACCUUCCAGUUACUACACCAUCUGCAGAUAAGCCACCAUCUUUCCCUCCACUCAUACUUGAGACGGCAGCUUCCAUUACUUCAGACUCCUCAUCUCCUCCAAGGAUCACAGAGCAGCCUCCAAAAUCUAGUCCUGAACCGGAAUCUCCAGAAUCCCCUGAGCCUCCCAAAAAUACAUAUAAAAAUGGCACAGUAAUGGCACAAGACUUGCCCGAAAUGCUUGACCUUGCUGGUAACCGUUCGGGACUGCAAUCAGAAAACAGUGACCCAGAAAUCAUUCGGAGGAAGUCGAUUCAAUCUGAUUCUUCUGCCUUAAAUUAUGACCCACUGGCUAGCCUAAUUUCAGGGGAACAGAGUCCUGGAGCUAGAAAGAGUGACAGCCAGCUGGAAGAGAUGGGUUAUUGUGUAUUUAGUGAAUAUUCAGGGCCCAUGCCAUCCCCUGCAGAUGUGUUCAGCCCUACAGACACUUCUGGACAAGUCUUCACCCCGUCUGUCCUGGAGGAAAAGGUAGCUGAGCAGGCAAGAAAAUUAGCAGUCAGAGAUGUAUCUUUGGAGGAUAAGACACAGCCAUCAGGAGUUGCUGAUGCAGCUGAAGAAAAAGACCAGAAAGAAGAAGAGCGAAAAGAUCCAGCUGAAGAAAAUAAAAAGAGCAAAGAAGAUGAUCAGGUGAUUACCUCUGUAAGCGAGACACCACUUGCUCAGCCCUGUGAGCCUUUUGUGACACCAACUGUCACUGUGACACUGGAGGAAGGUGGGAGGUCAGUGAGCGAGACUGAACGGCAAGCCAGCGGUGAAGGCUCAGCGUCAGAAACCGAGAUUGCUGACUAUGAGAGGCAGAUCCGGAAACUGGAGAUGGAGGACAGGCCUCUGAGUUUGGAGGAGGAGCGAGAGCUGCAGGAGCUUCGAGAGAAGGUGAAGCUGGUGCACCAGGAAGCCUAUGAGGAAGUGGACGCUGAAGAUGUGUACCAGCUGACUGGUGUGGCCAAGGACCGAAUUGCCAGGCCUGUUAAAACUUCACCUGCCUCAUCUGUGGAGAGCAACAUCGAUGAUGACAAGCUGCUCUCCCCAGUGCUCUCACCUUCCAAACUUAAACAAAGAGAAAUGUAUGGCUCCCCGAAAAGAUCAGCUUCACCUGUGUUAGGCAUAAACAAAGAUGAGAGAGAAGAUCCAGAAAAGAAAAUGAAGGCAGAGCAAGAGAAAGAAGCAGUCGAGAAGAAACUUAAAGAGGAGGAAGAAAAGAAAAUCAAGGAAGAGACAGAAAAGAAAGAACAAGAAAUGGAAGAGAGAGAAGAGCAGAAAAGGAGAGAGAAAGAAGAGGUAGAGAGGAUAUUGAAGGAAGAAACCGAAAGGAAGGAGAAAGAACAGAAAGAGCAGGAGAUGAGGGAGAAAUUGGAGAAAGAACAGAAAGAGAAAGAAGAGAGGGAGUUGAAAGAAAAGCAAGAGAGAGAGCAGAAAGAGAAAGAGGAGCGAGAGUUGAAAGAAAAACAAGAAAGAGAGCAGCGUGAGAGAGAGGAGAGGGAGUUGAAAGAAAAGCAAGAGAAAGAGAAGAAAGCAAAAGAGGAGCAAGAGUUAAAAGAAAAACAAGAAAAAGAGCAGAAAGAAAGAGAGGAGAGGGAAUUGAAAGAAAAGAAAGAGAAAGAAGAAAAGGAGUUGAAAGAAAAGCAAGAGAGAGAGGAGAGAGAAAAGAAGGAAAAGGAAGAAAGGGAGAGAAAAGAAAGAGAAGAGAGGGAAAAGAUGGAACAAGAGGAGAGAGAAAGCAAAGAAAGGCUGGAAAAGGAAAGAAUAGAGAAGGAGUUGAGAGAGAAGGAAGAGAAAGAAACAAUAGAAAGGCAGCUGAAAGAGAAGGAAGAGCGUGAGAAGGAGGAAGAGCUGAACACAAAAGUUGCAGACCAGCCUGAAGUGGAUGCAAGACAAAAAGAAGCUGAUGCAAUAAAGCCUGCUGAGGUUGAGAAGCUGAAGGACAAAGGCGACGUGACGAAGGAAAUACCCGAGGCUCAUGCUGCCAUUGAGUCUGUGGUGACAGUUGAAGAUGAUUUCAUUACUGUGGUCCAAACCAUUGAUGAAGCCGAAGAGCCGGGCCACAGCGUUCGUUUCUCUGCCCCACCUGAGGCCGAAGCAGUUUGCAUUGCUGCCCAGAAAGAAGAAGAAGAAGAGGAAGAAGAAGAAGAGUCUGUGGAGCUGGCUCAGGAAGCGGACAUAGAGGCUGCCAGUUUAGAGGAAAUGGGAGAUGUUCCUGAAAUUCCCGGCUCCCCCGAGAGGGAGGCUCAGACCAUGGAAACAGAAGGGCCAACAGAAAGCUAUGAUAGAGAUGAAACCACAAUGGAUGACUCCAUUCUGGACAGCUCCUGGGUUGACACUCAAGAUGACGAUAAGAGUAUGGUAACAGAGCACAUUGACCCUUCGCCCAAGAUGUCUAGUCCGGUCAAAAAACCUGCUUUGGUCCAGAACAAACUGGCACAACAGCGGAAGACAGAGAAACAGGAAAAGACUGUUAAAGCCAAGACUAAGGGGGGGCGACCUAAGGGACGAAUCUCGACUCCAGAACGCAAACCUACCCGCAAAGAACCUGCCUACAUCCCCAAAGAGGAACUCAAGAAGAAAAAAGCAGUGAUAAAGAAGGCUGACCUUGCCAAAAAAAUGGAGACUCGGACUCAAUCCCCGUCCAAGAGGACUGCGGGGAAAGCAGCAGUCCGCCAGACCCGUCCUAUCCAGCACCACUCCUGCCCCAGGAGAAUAACCACAGAGGUCCUACCUGACAGUCGUCAGCCUCUCAGCGUUGCCAGACAGUCUCGUGACAGAGCAUCGUGCCAUGCCCAUCAUUUACCGUUUACAAAGAUCCCCACCUUCAUAUCCAGAGCGGCUGCCUCGCUAGAUAGACCUCGUCCAUCCUCAGCAGAGCCUCAGGGCUCCACAGAAUUACAGAAACAAAUAGCUAAGGAUGGUGGGUCAUGGAGCCCAGAGAAGAGGUCUUCAGUGCCACGCCACACCUCAUUUAUGAGUCGCCGUGGGCCCCAUGACCAUGAAGAGAGCUCUACCUCUAUCACUAGCUCUGGCUCUACGGCUCCUCGCAGGCCCACAUCAUUUCGCACUGAGAUGAGGGCAGAACACAGGACAGGACGAGCUCCUAGCAUGACAGUUACAGAAUCAGUGCGCUCACGUUCAGCUCGCAGUGGCCACUCCACCCCACGCACCCCUGGCUCAACAGCCAUCACCCCAGGAACUCCUCCCAGUUACUCAUCAUCUUCGAGGACCCCCGGGACCCCACGCUCCCUCAGUUUGAUUUGUCAGGAGAGGAAGGUGGCUGUGGUCCGUACCCCACCCAAGUCACCUGCAACCACACCCAAGCAGCUCCGUAUUAUCAACCAGCCACUCCCUGACUUCAAGAAUAUCAAGUCUAAGAUCGGCUCCACAGAGAAUAUCAAGUAUCAGCCUAAAGGAGGACAGAAACAGAAGGACCCAAAUGGGCCAACAGAGGCCAAACGCAGGGCCUCUUUGAUCUGGAAGUCAGUGCUGCGCCUCAUCUCUGUUACUCUGUGUCUGUCUGCGGUACACAGCGUGACCUGGACGCAGGACCUGCUGAUUCAUAUUUUAAACAAGAGGCAGGACUUCAGCCCAUCACUGUCAAAGUGCAGCUCCAAGGAUAAUCUGAAGCACUCUCCUCGUGGAGCCAAUGUUCUCAUCCCCAGUGUUAAACUGGACUAUAGCCAUGUUCAGUCUAGGUGUGGGUCCUUGGACAGGCGUGGCUACUCGGCAGGAGGUGGAAACGUACAAAUACAGAACAAGAAGAUUGACUUGAGCCAUGUGACCUCCAAGUGUGGCUCUCUAGACAACAUCCAUCAUCGGCCAGGAGGUGGUAAUGUGCGUAUCGAGAGUGUGAAGUUGGACUUCAAAGACAAAGCCCAAGCAAAGGUGGGUUCCCUGGAAAAUGCUCACCACAUUCCUGGUGGAGGCCACAUCACGAUUGAAAGCCACAGGUUGACAUUUCGGGACAAUGCCAAGGCCCGAGUAGAUCAUGGAGCCGAGAUCAUCAUCCAGUCACCAGGUCUCUCUGGCUCAGUGUCUCCCCACCGCAUCCGCGAAAGCCAUCUAUCAUCCUCCGGGAGUCUCAACAUGAUGGAUUCCCCACAGUUAGCAACCUUGGCGGAGGAUGUCACUGCAGCUCUGGCCAAGCAGGGUUUGUGAACACUGGAUCUCUGGAUCGCUGCUCUGCACCCAAGACGUCCUCAUCCUGAUCCAUUCAAACUUUUCUGCCCUCUCCUGCCACCCUAAGGCUGACUGAUUACCGCUACUACUCAGCUAAACCGGUUCUAAGUAGAGACUCAAAGUAGGAGCUACUGUACUUUGGUCCUAUUUAUUCUGUUUUCUGUCUAUUUUAAACCCAAACAUGCUAUUUCUGAUUGAUUUUGAUCUCCCUCGUUUUGAAUGAUGUUGCAAAGAAAAGUUUGCUGUAUCCUCUAAAUAGUGGGACAAAAGAUUGGCUUUACUGGUCUUGGAUCAGUGUUGAAGAAGCAACAGCCUUUUUUCUACUUUGAAUAAGAAAUAACGCAAUGACCACUACACCAUACCGCACGUAUUGCUCUUGUUCAGUAAACGUGCAUGGACACCUUAUCAAAACACGCAUCCUUACUGCAAGUCAUUCUUGUCAUCCAAUAUAUAAUAUAUUUAUCAAAUAUAUAUAGAAACAUGUAUAAAAUAAAGGUUCUUUGCCAUCUACAUGUCCUGAAAACAUUUUAAAAGGAAGUGACAAAAAUGGCUAGAAAAUCUGUAAAAUUGCAUUUAUGCAAGCAACUAGGUCAUGUUACCACGAGCAUGUAUGGAUUCAAGUCUUAAAAGAGGCUAUUUUGUAAUUUAAAAUAAGGAUUUUAGUAAGUUAUUUCCUCAUUUAUUGGAUAAAAAUUAAACAAGUUCAUGUUUUGUAGUUAAUAGUUGUUUACAGUGUAAUGCUUGGUGACAGUGUCAGACAGCUGAUUUGGUGUUGCUAAAGAGUGCAUCUCAGUCAUGUCAAAGUGCAUCACACACUUGCACCUGCUCAGCGGUUCAAUGCAGAAGCCUGUCCAUAUAUCACAGCAGUAUUAAACACUGGCACUCAUUCGACAAACAUCCUCAAAAGGAAAGUCUGUUCAGACGCAGCUCACAAGAAUAAACAGUACUGACAUUUCUCCAGUAUUACAGGCUGACAUUGCCCUCAUCGGGACUGCCGGAACCACAGAGGAGAUGCUACAAUUUGCGACCUGAUAUUUAGCAGAAGAUGCAGCUACUCUGAAAUCUGUCUGUGCGUGUGCUUUUUGGUGCAGGUCCCCUGCUGUUUUACAGCGGACGCUACCGUAUCUGGAUGUUUUGUUGCAAUAUGUGGGAGAAUAAAUUGGACAAAAAUAUUUUGAAAAAUCCUAAAAGUUAAAAAGACUCUAAAUGGAGAAAAAUAAAAGAAAUCUCAGUCAACUCCUGUUAUGUCUGUUAGGAAAAAAAAGUGUUUGGGUGAUCUAGUUUCUUUUUCAGACACCAUUUGUGGUAUGCCCUGCCUCCUGCCUACUACUUACUGCCCUCACCUGCAACUGUUUGUUUGCUUCUGUGUUUUUUCUGCAUUCCCCAUCUCUGUGUGCCCCUUCCCCACCUCCUACUCCAACCUACAGCAACUGUAAAUGUAUUUAAAAGGUCAAGUAGAUGUACGCAGUUUUUCUCUUGUUGAUAUGACACCAGUUACAAUAAUUAAUGACAAUAAAACGACCAAAAAAU
Molecule: messenger RNA, 7554 nt
Organism: Pelmatolapia mariae (spotted tilapia)
Lineage: Eukaryota; Metazoa; Chordata; Actinopteri; Cichliformes; Cichlidae
Product: microtubule-associated protein 2-like
Exons: 21
Coding region: 466-6003 (1845 amino acids)
Biological process (GO): microtubule cytoskeleton organization; neuron projection development
Cellular component (GO): neuron projection
Molecular function (GO): microtubule binding
Source: RefSeq, a predicted model, not a curated record